Maylandia zebra (zebra mbuna) is the source of this 3549-nucleotide messenger RNA. Lineage: Eukaryota; Metazoa; Chordata; Actinopteri; Cichliformes; Cichlidae. The record is from RefSeq and is a predicted model, not a curated record.
AUGGACGACAUCCUGGUCUGGGGAUCCACGAGAGAGGAGCACGACAUGAGACUCCACGCUGUCCUCGACCAUGCAGAGAAGGUGGGCGUCACCCUGAACAUGUCAAAAUGUCAGUUUGGCAAAAGAGCAGUGAAAUUCUUAGGAUUCAUUGUGUCAUCUGAAGGCAUGAGUCCUGACCCUGACAAAACUAGUGCGGUGCAGAAUAUGACAGAGCCAAGCACCGUGAUACUGCAGCUUUACGACCCAAACAAACCCCAAAAGAUCUCAGCAGAUGCCUCUUCAUACGGGUUGGGGGCAGUUUUGCUACAGAAAGACAAUGACGUGUGGUCACCAGUUGCGAAUGCCUCGCGAUCAUUGACAGCCACAGAGCAGCGCUAUGCUCAGCUGGAAAAAGAAGCGCUGGCGCUCACCUGGGCCUGUGAAAGAUUCAGUGACUUUAUUCUAGGGCUACACUUUGAGCUUGAGACCGACCAUAAGCCACUUGUGAGCCUACUUGGAGGACAAGCCUUGGAUUUGCUUCCACCGCGGAUACAGAGAUUCCGCAUGUGCCUAAUGAGGUAUUCUUACACUAUAACGCACAUUCCAGGCAAAAGCCUCACCACAGCCAACACGCUGUCACGGUUACCGCUGGCAGACAGCGUGAUGCCCAGAGACAAUGAUCUUAUGGAGGACACCGAUAUUUACGUUGAUGCAGUGCUGGAGGGCCUUCCUACUAGCAGCAAAUACCUUGCAGAUCUCCGUGAGCAGCUACAGUCUGACAGCGUCUGUUCCCAAGUCAUGAAGUUCUGUGCAGAGGGCUGGCCUGACAGGAACCAGCUGCAGGGAGUGGUAAAACACUACUGGUACCCGCAGAGCAACGGCGAGGCGGAGAGGGGUGUCCAGACCAUCAAAAAUCUCCUCAAGAAAGCCAGCGAUCCAUACAAGCCAUUGCUGGCAUACAGAACAACAGCACUGGCGAAUGGCUACAGCCCGGCUCAACUUCUCAUGGGGCGCAGGCUUCAUCAACAGCGAGUCCUUCAGAGAUCAGAGCAUGUUUUGGAGCUUGGAGAUCAUCGUUUGGUGAUCACAGUCCGAGAAAGUCUGGAAAGUGACGACACCUCUCAUUUCAUCACCCCUACUUCCACUCCAGCAGAGACUCCUGAGAACAUUCCCGCCUCGUCUCUUCCACCAAGCGAUGAAGAGUAUGAACUACACGUUGAUAAUUAUCUCCUUCGUUACCUGAAAGAAUGUCCUCAUGCUCAGCAAGAACUUGAGAACAUGCUUGCCUGUUUAGCCUGCUCUGCUGAUCUUUACUGUGAGGAGGGGAGAGUUUUAGUCAGGAGGCGAGCUCAACCUGGUGCUGCAGAUGAAGUUAGUGAUUGGAAAGCUGAGGUAGACGCUCUCUUUGGUGGCUACUUUUGCCAUUAUGAGGUAAACCCUGACAAAGUUGAAGCUUUGGUUCAGUCCAGCAGCUCUUGUCAGACUGCAGGUGAGGUGAAGGUGUACACAGAUGAGUCUGGGAUGGCUGUUGUUGUUGGAGAACUGUCUCUGGUUCAUGCCAGGUUGUUAGACACUGAGCAACCUUCAAGUUUCCGUGACGAUAUGGCAUCUCUGAGUUUAAGAGAGGAAAGCACAACCAUUGCUAGCUACAGCCUUUGUGAUGGGCUCCAGGUGUUUGUGUGUCAGGGUGACAUCACCAAGCAACACGCUGAUGCUCUGGUUAAUGCAGCCAAUCAGGACUUGGACCACUCUGCAGGUGUUGCUGCUGCACUGAGUCGAGCUGGUGGUCCUGAAAUACAGAGAGAGAGUGAUGAAUUAGUGAAGUGUUUUGGGAAAAUUCCCAUAGGAGAAACAGUAGUGACCACAGGGGGUAACUUAAAGUGCAAGAAACUGCUUCAUGCAGUUGGGCCUGUAGGUGGAAAAGCAAGUGACAGAGAUAAGAUGUUACUGGAGAAAACUGUGCAUUGUGCUUUAAAUUUAUCAGAAAUAAUGGAGUUUCAGUCCAUAGCCAUUCCUUGUAUCAGCUCAGGUGUGUCUGGGGUUCCUCUCACUGUGUGCACUGAGGCAACUGUUGCUGCUGUGAAGGACUUUGGCAGUGUGGGAGGUCGAAGUUUGAGGAAAAUCAUCCUGAUUGAUAACAGAGAGGAGGCGGUGAGGGCCAUGCAGGAAGCAUGUGACAGGCUUCUCCAAGGGAUAGAUACACCUGAUGAAGAUACAGCAAGAGGAGCCACUGCCAGAGCUCCUGGAGGCAGAGUCCACAUGGAGGUUAUUCAGGGAUCGAUUGAGAGCCAACAGGUGGAUGCUUUGGUGUCUCCUAUGGUUGGCCAUGAUCCUCUCUCUACCCGUGUUGGAAAUGCUUUGUUUGAAGUAGCUGGACCACAGCUGACCACAAGGUUUAGAAAGGAAGAGGAAGAUGAAACAAUGCCUGGUGACUCAGUACUGCUGGAGGGCUUACCUGGACUUCAGUCUAAUGCAGUCUUCUUCCUCAAUCUUGUUCCCUGGGAUGGUGACCCAGACGGAGUUGCAGUCCAGGUUCUUCGAAUGGGCAUCAACACAAUCCUAUCUUCUUGUGAGAAGAAAAGAUUCAGAUCUGUUGCUCUUCCCGUCCUCGGUGCUGGGAUGGCCCUGCAGUUUCCUGUCAGUGAGGUGGUGAGGGCUUUAAAGAAGGAAGUUCAUGUAUUUGAAGAGGAACGAGUGGGCAUCACACCACUCCUGAUCCACAUUGUCAUUCACCCCGAUGACGAGUCAGAUCAGACAUUUGGCUCAGUCCAAAAAAACAAAUUCACUGAAGGUGUUCACCAUAAAGACCAAGAUCAAGAUUCAACAACGAUGAGGUUGGUCCUGCUGGGAAAAACUGGAUCUGGGAAAAGUCACCUGGGUAACAACAUUCUUGGAGAGGAGCUCUUUGCCACUUAUGACUCUCCAAACUCUGGAACAAUGAAAUGCCAAACAGAAACCAAAACAGUCAGUGGAAGAAGCAUCACUCUGAUUGACACCCCUGGUUUCUUUGACACAGGAAGGUCUGAGGAAGAUCUGAAGCCUGAGAUAAUGAGCUGUAUGACAGAGUGUGCUCCUGGGCCUCAUGCUUUUCUCAUUGUGCUUCGAGUGGGUAAAUUCACAGAGCACGAGCAGGCUGUCGUCACUAAGAUAGUUCAGUCUUUCUCAGAUGAAGCUCUAAAAUAUGCUGUAGUUGUUUUCACUCACGGUGACCAGCUCAAGAAAAAUAUGAAAAUUGAAGAUUUUGUCAGUCAGAACAAAAAUCUGAGUGAUCUGGUGUCAAAGUGUGAUGGUCGGUGUCACGUCUUUGAUAACGAACACUGGAACAACAACCAGCCAAACAACUACAGGAGCAACCAGUUCCAGCUGGAGGAGUUGCUGAAAACAAUAGAAAAAAUGGUGGUGGAAAAAAACGGAGGUUACUACACCAAUAAAAUGCUGCAACAUGUGGAGACGGCAAUACAAGAACAGGUAGAGCAUAUUAGACACUCAAUGCCAGAUAAAACCCCAGAAGAGAUCAGAAACCAGGCUAAAUCUAAUGUGUUUAACAGGUGUGGCAUGGAAAAAGGUUAG